AUGCGCCCUUCAGAAGUCCUUGAAGAUUCCCUGAAACAGAAUUCCGGCAAUGCCAGCAGCAAAGAUAUUAUUGUGGCUUUUCCUCCUCUUUUCAGAUCUGAUGUUUUGACUUGGCUUCCUGCUUCAAUUCUGUUUGUGGGGAUAAUCUAUGCUGGGUCCAGGGCUUUGUCCAGACUGGCCGUUCCUGUGUUUCUCAUUUUGCAUAAUGCAGCUGAAGUUAUCAUCUGUGGCUACCAGAAGUGUUUUUGGAAAGAGAAAACAUCUCCUGCAAAGAUCUGUAGCGCCCUCUUCCUCCUGGCAGCUGCAGGGUGCCUUCCCUUCAACGACUCCCAGUUUGAUCCAGAUGGAUAUUUUUGGGCUGUAAUUCACUUACUCUGUGUAGGUGCUUAUAAAAUACUACGGAAGUUCCAGAAGCCCAGUGCAUUAAGUGAUAUUGACCAGCAGUACUUAAACUAUAUAUUCAGUGUGGUGUUUCUGGCAUUUGCAGCUCACCCCACAGGUGACCUGUUCAGCGUCCUGGACUUCCCGUUCCUGUAUUUCUACAGAUUCCAUGGCAGCUGCUGUGCCAGUGGAUUUUUAGGUUUCUUUCUCAUGUUCACUACAGUGAAACUAAAGAGCCUUCUGGCCCCAGGACAGUGUGCAGCCUGGAUUUUCUUUGCUCAGGUGGUCACAGCUGUACUAUCAGUAUUACUGUUUGAUGUGACCCUGACCAGUCCAAUUGUGGGAUGCCUCCUGCUUGGUGGACUUGGAGAGGCCUUGCUUGUUUUCUCAGAGCGGAAAGGUUCCUGAUAAAGAUGGGCAGGAAAAGAAGACUCACAGUUUACCAGCUGGAAAUCACAGAGCCCUGACCUCAUCGCAUCCUGUUGAGAGGGUCAGAACAAAGAACACAAGGACAGUGACACUACACCAAGGCUCCAGGUGGGCAGAGCUGGU
Ictidomys tridecemlineatus (thirteen-lined ground squirrel) is the source of this 933-nucleotide messenger RNA. The record is from RefSeq and is a predicted model, not a curated record. Lineage: Eukaryota; Metazoa; Chordata; Mammalia; Rodentia; Sciuridae.